AUGUCAAAUGCAAGCAGUAAUUCGAAUGUACUUACAACUGGAACUGUACUAACAUAUGCUGGAACAAGUAAUCUUCGAAGUGGACUUAAUAACCAUGCUUUCAUAGUUGGUCUUAUCAUUAAUCUUUUUGCACUGGUAUUAGAUAUUCCACUGGUUUUAUAUUAUCUGUAUUACGGAACUGUUUGGAUACAAGUACCAUUUAUUUGUCAACUUUGGAGAUAUAUUGAUGCAGUAUCAUAUUCGGUAAUACCUAAAUUAGUUGCAUGGGCUUCCUUUGAACGGCAUAUUCUGAUUUUUAAUGACCGACGAUUUUUACGAUCAAAGAAUCGUAUUUUAUUUCAUUACAUACCUAUAGGUGUUUGGCGUUAUAUUAUUGGUAUAACGAACUUUGGUUCUCAAAAUUAUGUGUACGGAAGCUUUUUGUCUUAUUAUGUUAACUUUCUCUUUCCUUUUGGAUGUAUUGGUACAAUACCUAAACUUAAAAUAAAAAUAAAAAAGAUAUUAUUAUGUUGCAAAAUAAAACCAAAUGCUGUUGCUCCACGUACAGUGAAAAAUCAGCAACAACCAAUUGAUCAAAAACCUAUUAUAGCAAAUACAGCUUUAUAA
Molecule: messenger RNA, 606 nt
Organism: Adineta steineri
Lineage: Eukaryota; Metazoa; Rotifera; Eurotatoria; Adinetida; Adinetidae
Source: the annotation of a GenBank genome assembly